Molecule: messenger RNA, 1410 nt
Organism: Malassezia restricta
Lineage: Eukaryota; Fungi; Basidiomycota; Malasseziomycetes; Malasseziales; Malasseziaceae
Product: ribonuclease Z
Exons: 4
Coding region: 1-1410 (469 amino acids)
Cellular component (GO): nucleus
Molecular function (GO): 3'-tRNA processing endoribonuclease activity
Source: RefSeq, a predicted model, not a curated record
AUGAUGCUUGUUCUCAUGGCACCGCCGCCUCCUAUCGAGGUCAAGUUCCUGGGCACAUGUACGUCCCCGAUCAUGACGCGGAACUACUCGAGCCUGUUGGUCAAGUUGGGUCAUGAUACCGUGAUGAUCGACUGUGGUGAAGGCACACAGCGACAGCUCAUUCUCCCCCAUGUUCAGGCAGGUGUGAAACUCUCGAAUAUACGCACGAUUCUCAUCACACAUUUGCAUCCUGAUCAUAUUCUCGGCUUGACACCGCUGAUUUUUAGUAUGAUGGGUCUCAGUUCGGCGCCAGGCAAAGAUGACAGGCCGCGCCUCGAACUCGUUGGACCUUUGGGACUGCGUGCAUUUCUGCGCACGACGCUUUCAAUUACGUACGCGACGCUGAACAGCUGUUUCGUCGUGCACGAGCUUCUGUGGCCUUCACAGCCGGCUUAUCCACAUCACCCGAGCGGCUCGUUUAUCUACACAGAAGAGGACAUCUAUCUCCCCCCAGAUGUGCGCGGCCAAACACGCACUUUGCCGUGUAUGCCACCGCAUGCAAAUGAGCUACCCGGGCGUGAUAUCCGCAUGGACGAGUCGACAGGCACAUGGCCUCGGAUUCUGCAGUUGGGCAACGUGUGGAUCAGUGCAGCCCCCAUUACACACAGGUGCCCAACGGUGGGAUACGUAUUCGAAGAAGCACCCACGGCCUCCAAGUCUGUUUCGCCGCGCGACUUAGCCAUCCUCGAUUCGAAUGCUGAGGCGCUCUUUGACCUGUAUCAAAUUCGCCAUCCACGCUCGCUGCUCUCGCGCGUUCUGAAAGCACGCGAAACACUGACACUACCAGACGGUCAUGUUUUGGUGCCGCCACCACUUGACAGGCCAGGUCGCAAACUCUGCAUUCUCGGUGACACGAGCGAUGCUACGGCUGGACUCGAAGAUAAAGGCAUGCUCGCAUUGGCUCGCGAUGCCGACUUGCUUGUGCAUGAAUGCACGUACGCCUACAUGCGAGAGAAGGAUGUCUUGGCUGCCCCGUCCCCCGAGCAUGCACAGCUCCUGCAGCAGCUCCUGCUAGCGGAAGGCGAGGCAGAGCCGCGUGCCCUUUCACGAGGUCAUUCAGUGCCGCGCAUUGCUGGUUCUUUCGCAGGGCUCAUCCGGGCACGGCAUGUCGUCUUCAACCACUUUUCCGCUCGCCUACCUGCACCACAUACCAUGUCACAUGCUCCACUUACAAGCACGGACCAACUGCGUCCAGACGCACGCCUGGCAGAGUCAGAGCAGUGGUUCCAUGUGAUGCGCGAGAUAGAGCGCCAAGUUACUGAGUUUUGGCACGCUUCUCUCCCAGAAGAUGUGCGUGCUCACAUGGGAGACCGCCGUGCCGUAGCUGCCUACGAUGGCCUAGCCUACAUUCUGCCGCCCUUGUCGCCAUAA